AGCUCAUAUCCUCUCGAUCUAGCUGAAAUAUCUCCGUGCCAUCGUUUCAUUUGGUUCUCACAAUUUUAUCUUAAGUAUUUUCUUUGUAUCUGAAACAUGUUGGGUGGUCGUUCUUUCCCUCCCAAAUGGUCAGCUAAAUUCUGUGACUGUGGAGAAGAUCCUAAGACAUGUUUGAUAACUUGCUGUCUACCGUGCGUUACCUUUGGCCAAAUUGCAGAAAUUGUGGAUGAAGGGCGUAGUUCUUGCUUUGGACAAGGGUGUGCCUAUGGGUUACUUAUGUUGGUGACGUGUCACUGGCUCUACUCGUGCCUUUACAGAGAGAAACUGAGAUCAAAGUUUGGGUUACCAGCGGAACCUUGUUGUGAUUGCUGUGUUAAUUUCUGCUGCGAAGCAUGUGCCUUGUGCCAAGAGCAUGCUGAGCUUAAAGCAAGGGGUUUCGACCCUUCCAAAGGUUGGAUUGGGCCACCAAAUGCUCCUCCACGAAUGCCACCUUCCAUGUCUAGAUGAUCCAUCUGCCCCAACUCAGCACUACUGAAAUUUCAUAUCAUCAAUACUGCUCGCUGUUUUUUUUUUUAAGAAAUGCUUGUUGUUUUUCUUCUUUGCAAGUUGCAACUAUAAAGGAAAAAAAAAAAAAAAACUGUUGUCCAUUGCUUAGUAACGUUAUGAAAUAUCAUUUAGAAUUCAGCUUA
This is a messenger RNA of Glycine soja, 689 nucleotides long. Its product is annotated as cell number regulator 10-like. NCBI's taxonomy places the organism in Eukaryota, Viridiplantae, Streptophyta, Magnoliopsida, Fabales, Fabaceae. The transcript is spliced from 4 exons. The coding region runs from base 97 to 507 and encodes 136 amino acids. The record is from RefSeq and is a predicted model, not a curated record.